Molecule: messenger RNA, 1479 nt
Organism: Nelumbo nucifera (sacred lotus)
Lineage: Eukaryota; Viridiplantae; Streptophyta; Magnoliopsida; Proteales; Nelumbonaceae
Source: RefSeq, a predicted model, not a curated record
GUAAAAACACUGAUCAUUUUCUUCUUCAUUUAGACCAUCGAAUAAAUCUCCUCACCUCCGGUCUCUUUCUCUUUCCCCUUCUUCCUCCUUUCGAUGGCCAUAAAAGAGCUUCAUCGUCGAGCAAAAGAAGAAGAGGAGUUUUGUUCCUCGUGUUAUUCGGCCCCGACCGGACAUGAGAUUUUCUCCCCUCCCUUUUUUGUAGUCUGUCCUUCUUGUCUGCUCUGUCCGUCCAUUUCAUUGUCUUUAUUUUUGAUCGUUAGCUGUAGCUCUCUAUUGCUUGUACGAAGAAGAGAGAUAUUAGAGAGAGAAAAUGGCGGAUUGGGGUUUGGUGGUUAUAGCGGUGGUGUUGUUCGUGCUGUCGACGUCGAGGCUAUUGUUCCAGCUACUGGGAAGGAACAGAAUAGUAGAGUUCGGGAACAUGCAAACAAGUGGUGUAUCCAUUCUGGUGCAUGCCAUCAUCUAUUUCGGUCUCAUCACCAUCUUCCUCAUCGCCAUCGGUGUUCACAUCUACACCGGUUAAUCACCACUCUUUUCUUCUUCUUCUUCUUUCGAUGGACUCUUUCGAUUAGCUUCAUUCGGUUAACCAUCGUUCGGUUAGCUUCGUUUCAUUUUGUGUCGAUUCCAACUUCCAAGGAAUUCUUUUACCAUCUCGAGAGUCCCAGAUUCAGAUUCGAGGAGAGUCCAAUCAAUUCACUGCUUCUGUUUUUACCCCUCAACCGCACCCUCCUGAGCCCUAACUUUGAGAGAUGAGUAUGCUCGGCGUCCAAAGCUCAACACUACCCAGAAGAGUUUCGAUGACCAUCGUCAAGAUCGCCAUGAAAGAGCUUCGUCUGCCUUCCACCUUCAGACCACUUAAAUGGAAUGCACGGCCUUUGUUUUUCCUCGUCGAGCACUACCUGGAGGAGGAGGAGGACGAAGGCAGAUGAAGCUCUUUCAAAGAAGAAUAAAAGAAGAAGGCAGAGGGGAGGACCAGAGGGGAGGACGAUGGCGGACGAAGAUCUUUCAAAGAAGAAGAAAAUAAGAAGGCAGAGGGGAUGACUAGAGGUGCAGAAAAGAAGGCAAAGGGGACGACUAGAGGGUAGGACGAAGGCGGACCAAACUCUUUCGUUCUCCUCUUCAUCGCAACUCUGCUCCAAACUCAGAUACAGAAAAGAAGAAGAAGAAGAGGAAGGAGGAGGAAGAGGAAAGAGAAAGGUAGAGGCUAGUGUUUGGUGGUCUCAAAAGGAAGAAGAUGAACAAUAUUUUCACCCUUUUUUUAUAUUUUUUUAAAAGUUACCUUAUUUUAGAAAUUAUUUUAAAAAAUUAUUUUUAUUGAUACUGACACCCAAAACUUGCCCUUAUCAACUAUAAUCCCUUUUUUUCGGAUUUCUUUUGAAUUUCUACACAACGGGGUAGCCCAUCCCAACAAACUGGGCUUCAGUCACUACUAGACCUGUUCAUGGGUCGGGCCGGGCUCGGGCCGGGCUUUGACUCUUUAUU